Pangasianodon hypophthalmus (striped catfish) is the source of this 1379-nucleotide messenger RNA. RefSeq names its product COP9 signalosome subunit 5 (gene cops5). The transcript has 8 exons. The record is from RefSeq and is a predicted model, not a curated record. Lineage: Eukaryota; Metazoa; Chordata; Actinopteri; Siluriformes; Pangasiidae. Gene Ontology annotation, biological process: protein deneddylation. Gene Ontology annotation, cellular component: cytoplasm; COP9 signalosome. The coding region runs from base 249 to 1253 and encodes 334 amino acids. Gene Ontology annotation, molecular function: deNEDDylase activity; metallopeptidase activity; protein binding.
AACAUCAGCACAGCCAUUUUCCGUAGAAGAAGACGCAGCAGGCGCUAGUAGCUAGCAGCUAGCAAGCUAAAGUCUUGGAUUGUAUAAAUUAUAUACUUAUAAAUUUAAUGCCAUUUCGCAGACCAGUUAGCCAGCUUCAUACUAGUUCUGUGACUUAUCUCUAAUUUGUUCUGUGUGUUUUGUAAUCAUAUACAGCUCCACAGAAGCUGCAUUGGGAGACAGCGGUUAGCUUUAGCUUUAAGCUAGCUAUGGCCGGGAGCAGUAUAGCUCAGAAGACCUGGGAGCUUUCAAACAGCAUCCAAGAAGUUCAGAGCAUCGACGAGAUUUACAAAUAUGACAAAAAACAGCAGCAGGAAAUCCUCGCAGCCAAACCCUGGACGAAAGACCAUCAUUAUUUUAAAUACUGCAAGAUCUCGGCGCUGGCCCUGCUGAAGAUGGUGAUGCACGCGCGCUCCGGCGGGAACCUGGAGGUGAUGGGGCUCAUGCUGGGGAAGGUGGACGGAGAGACCAUGAUGAUCAUGGACAGCUUUGCUCUGCCUGUGGAAGGCACCGAGACCAGAGUGAAUGCCCAGGCUGCUGCUUACGAGUACAUGGCUGCUUAUAUAGAGAAUGCCAAACAGGUGGGGCGGUUGGAGAAUGCCAUCGGAUGGUACCACAGUCACCCCGGUUACGGCUGCUGGCUAUCGGGGAUUGACGUCAGCACUCAGAUGCUCAAUCAACAGUUCCAGGAGCCCUUUGUGGCAGUGGUGAUCGAUCCUACGCGUACCAUAUCUGCAGGGAAAGUCAAUCUUGGAGCUUUUAGAACAUAUCCAAAGGGCUACAAACCUCCAGAUGAGGGGCCUUCAGAGUACCAGACCAUACCUCUUAAUAAAAUUGAAGACUUUGGUGUGCACUGCAAACAGUACUAUGCACUAGAGGUGACUUAUUUUAAGUCCUCUCUGGACCGUAAACUCCUCGAGCUCCUCUGGAAUAAAUACUGGGUCAACACUCUGAGUUCAUCGAGUCUACUAACUAAUGCGGACUACACAACGGGGCAGGUGUUCGAUCUGUCCGAGAAGCUGGAGCAGGCCGAGGCUCAGCUGGGUCGAGGAAGCUUUAUGCUCGGCUUGGACACCCACGACAGGAAGUCUGAGGACAAACUGGCCAAGGCCACACGAGACAGCUGCAAAACAACCAUUGAAGCAAUUCACGGCUUGAUGUCCCAAGUCAUCAAAGAUAAGCUCUUCAAUCAAGUGAACACGUCCGCCAACUAAAAGUGACAUAGCCUAAAAUAUAAAAAAUAUGUGUGGUGAUGUGUAUGCUCAGCAAUGACUUAAGAGGCACUCUGAUCUUAAUGGCUUUGCUUGUUAAUAGUUGAAUAAAUAUUGUUAAUGUCUGAA